GGACUGUUUUCACGGCUCCACCGACUCCUAGAAGGCAGGAUGUAGAGCAAGACAUGAGUAGCUUUAAUGCUGUGAAAGCAACACAGUAUGGAGCUUUGGAGAGAGUUCAGGAGAUAAUAGAAGGGGGGUACAGCGUAAACACUAGGGAUGAAGAAAAUGUGACAUUACUACAUUGGGCAGCUAUCAAUAACAGACGUGAACUAGUUCAAUACCUAGUAAAAAAAGGGGCGGAUCUAGAUGCGGUGGGCGGGGAACUUAUGUCCACCCCUCUUCACUGGGCCACCAGACAAGGACAUACUCAAGUUCUAGUCCUGCUGUUACAGUACGGUGCUGACCCGUCUAUUGUUGACGGCGAGGGGUGUGCCUGUCUUCACCUUGCAGCUCAAUUCGGUCACACAGCCAUUGUAGGAUAUCUCAUUGCUAAAGGACAAAGUGUAAAUACUCAGGAUGAGAACGGGAUGACUCCUUUGAUGUGGAGCUGCUAUAAGACCUCAAGUAUUGACCCGACACGACUUCUGAUUACUCUUGGGGCAUCCCUUACCAUGCAGGAUAGUGCAAAGGGCAAUACAGCUUUGCACUGGGCUAUAAUUGGUAAAAGCAGUAGUUCUACCUCACUUCUAAUCAACAAGGGAAAGAGUACGGGUAUUCUUAACAUUCAAAACUCCCAGGGUGAGAAACCCUAUGAUCUCCUCCAGCUCCCUGGUCCUAGUCAAAAUCAAAGAAACAGUCAUAAUCAUUCUCAUGGUGCUCCACCCCCAUCUCUUCAUUGGUUACCCUACAGAAUUAGGAAUAUACUUGUUAACAAUGAAAAGCCUUCGACCCCCCUGAACCCUAUCCGAAGGUUAAUGGCAAUGCCAUAUGUGAGAGCUGCAGCUAUGCUUGCCGUACCUUUCAUCGCCUUCUUCAGUAUUGGGUUUAUACUGGACAUUACAGCAGAUUAUCUAGUCAAGUUAGGUAUGUUUGUGAUGGUCUACCUGUUUGUCAAUGGGACAUCUUAUUUCUUUUUUGAUGAGAGAAUUAUGAGUUUUCUCCCGCUAGGGAUAUAUUUUUCAACCAUAUUCUGGAUGUACUACACGUGGUUUCAAUAUGUACAUCAGUUCGUAUCCCCUAUGCUAACAGUAGCGUACAUGUUGGGAACUACGGGACUGUGGUACAACUUUUACAAGGUAAAAUAUACGAGUGAAAUUUAAUAAAUUACUUCCCCC
Messenger RNA from Eurytemora carolleeae, 1205 nucleotides. RefSeq names its product palmitoyltransferase ZDHHC17 (gene Hip14). The transcript has 11 exons. Bases 54 to 1190 code for a protein of 378 amino acids. Gene Ontology annotation, molecular function: palmitoyltransferase activity; protein binding. Gene Ontology annotation, biological process: protein palmitoylation. The record is from RefSeq and is a predicted model, not a curated record. NCBI's taxonomy places the organism in Eukaryota, Metazoa, Arthropoda, Copepoda, Calanoida, Temoridae. Gene Ontology annotation, cellular component: Golgi membrane.